Aspergillus ruber CBS 135680 is the source of this 796-nucleotide messenger RNA. It is a transcript of the gene pin1, whose product is annotated as peptidylprolyl isomerase ESS1. The record is from RefSeq and is a predicted model, not a curated record. The transcript has 4 exons. Lineage: Eukaryota; Fungi; Ascomycota; Eurotiomycetes; Eurotiales; Aspergillaceae. Bases 60 to 590 code for a protein of 176 amino acids. Gene Ontology annotation, molecular function: peptidyl-prolyl cis-trans isomerase activity; protein binding. Gene Ontology annotation, cellular component: cytosol; nucleus.
AGAGCUCAAACUGCUCCUUGUAUUCUAUACGUUCCAUAUCUCCGAUAUCAAAUUUCACAAUGGUCGAGACUGGUCUUCCAACAGGAUGGGAAGUUCGUCACUCGAACUCCAAGAACCUCCCAUACUACUUCAACCCCGCGACCAAGGAAUCCCGCUGGGAACCGCCAUCGGACACCGAUACCGAAAAGCUCAAGAUGUACAUGGCACUCCAUCACAGCGCCUCGGGAGGUCGUGUUGAGGGCUCCGGCCAGGGCGAUGGCAAGAUUCGUUGCAGCCAUCUUCUCGUGAAGCACAGAGACAGCAGACGCCCGAGCAGCUGGAGGGAGGCAGAGAUCACCCGGUCGAAGGAGGAAGCCCUCGAGAGACUCGACGGGUUUUACCAGCGCAUCCAGGCUGGUGAGGAUCUGGGAGACUUAGCGGUGUCUGAGUCUGAUUGCAGCAGUUCCAGGAAGAAGGGAGAUCUGGGUUUCUUCGGGCGCAGCGAGAUGCAGAAGGAAUUCGAGGAUGCAGCCUUUGCUCUACAACCCGGACAGGUCAGUGGUAUUGUCGACACGGCCUCGGGGGUUCACCUCAUUCAACGCCACUCGUGAUUCAUUUAGAAGGAUAAUGUCUUGUCUUUAGUUGCAUUAGAGCAUUAAUGAAUAUCUUAAAUAUCUUUGUUCUAUCGUUUCAGCUUCCCCAUGGGGCUAUUUUUGCGUUGACUUGAGAUACAACAAACUUAAAAAGGUCAACCCCAACUUAUUUUCUUUCUAGAUCUGGUUUAAUGAAAUAGUCCUUUUCACUAUCCUUAUGAUCC